AUGGCCCCCAAGAAGCCCUCAACGACGGCAGAAGUCGCCCUUAUUCCCUUGAAGAACUGCCUCGUCAAUCUACCACCAUCACUUGUCUCCUUGCUGGUCAAUGCAAACACAACUGCCCAGAAUGUCAUAAUUGAAUUACAAUUCAAGUCCAUAACUGGCAAUACCAAUGCAGUCUCGCCACAGCGAUCAUGUUUCUUGGGCUGGACGGGCAUGCCGAGCAAGCGCAGGCUUGCGCCGGUUGUGAGCCGCGACGGUAUCAGCACCGGGUACAACAGAGAGCAGCAGGAGGUAUCCACCGUGGAGCUGGACACGACAUUCGGGAGACUCCUUGGUCUGGUUGAAGGGCAGAAGGUCGGGCUACUCGUGCAUCUCGAUCCGCCUGUCGCGCAUACUAUCAAUAUUGAGCCAUUGACACCAGAGGACUGGGAAAUCAUCGAACUCCAUGCUACCUUCCUGGAACUCAAUCUGUUGUCACAGAUCCGCGCACUCCCAAACCCUUCCUACACUGCGGCGCAGUCGGAGCAUAUGCAUCCACUUGCACUGCAUCUUUCACCCACAUCCACCGCGAAUAUCGUUGUAACCUCCCUCGACCCCACACCGUCAGCAACUUCUCCGUUCGCAAAGAUUGCGCCCGAUGCCGAGGUCAUUGUUGCCCCGAAAGUCCGAUCCAAGACUGGUAAAUCGUCUCGAGGGGACAGUCGAAGCAAUGCUGGAAGCAGCAGAAAGAGCACUGGCGGCCGGAGUGCUUCUAGCACAGUCCGCCCGAAGGGCAGUCGGUCUGACCCCAACAGCCGAGGUGCUCUGUACCUCAGAGGCGUGGACCGUCGGGCGGCCGAGGAGCUGUUCGAUGCUGAAAUGGACGAGGAUGAGAAUGAUGGUCUUCGCGUCUGGGUAGAUCCAGAUCUGUUGGCAUCUCAUGAACUCCGAGGCGCAAGCUGGGCGUGUGUCUCGAUUGUGCAGCCUGCAGGGCUCAAGCCCCCAGUUGAUCCUCAACAACAACUAGCCCAACAGGAACAGAAAUCUCAGGAAGCCGGAUCACCCACCAAUAAGCUGGUAGCAAAGCUUCUUCCUUGGGAAGAUGCUCCGGACAAUCGGCACGUGGCGAUGUCUACGUUACUUUGUACGGCCCUUGGCGCAGAGAACAUGGUGGGAGGGAUUGUGCGCGUGGAGGCCGCUCCGCCACAACUACAUCGCUCAGCAGUCAAAACGCUCAAGGUGUAUCCGUUCAUGUUUGAUGCCUCCAAGAAAAAGGACGGCCUCAAGUUCGGGUCGGACACCGCGGCGUCUCGGGACGCCUUGGCCGAACGUCUGAAGGUGAUUUACGGCAGUACUGGGUCCGAUGUUGGAUUGUUCUCAGGUCCAUUAACCGACGGCAUGAUCUUACCCCAAGUCGAAAACCACCCUGCUGUUUCUUCCUUUGAUGGAGCCAUCCUGCGAUUUGAUCCCCCCUUGAAGGGAGGACCGGAUGAGACUAAGUCGAUGUUUGGGUGGUUCUUAGGCUCUGAAGCUAUCCUCAAUCUUGAGGUGCAAGCCGAGAUACCCAAACCGUCGGACUCGGCCUCAUCGGCUCUACCUUCGGAUGAUCCCAUUCCAGAUAUUGCUCCCCAACUGGUAGGAAUCGAUUCUAUUAUCUCCCAGUCUCUGGGUAAUCUGACAAAGUCUUCAUCUAUCCUACUGACUGGUGGGCUUGGGGCUGGAAAGACAGCGCUUGCGCACCUUCUGGCACAUCGCUUGCGUAAGGAUCACCUCUUCAAUGUCAAGUACUUUUCCUGUCGUAAGCUUGUGACCGACGAGACACGCAUCUCGAACAUCAAAGAGGUCUUGAAUCGCCUUUUUAUGUCUGCUUCUUGGUGUGCCCGUCUUGGUGGACAAUCUGUUGUGAUUCUGGAUGAUCUUGACAAAUUGUGUCCUAUGGAGACGGAAUUGCAGGUCGGUGGAGACAACGGGCGCAGCCGUCAGAACAGCGAGGUCAUCUGCUCCAUGGUUCGCGAAUACUGUUCCAUGAACUCCUCUGUUGUCUUGCUAGCUACGGCGCAGGCCAAGGAGUCGUUGAACAAUGUGAUUAUUGGUGGCCAUGUCGUUCGGGAGAUUAUCAACAUGAGAGCUCCUGACAAGGACGGCCGUCGGAAGGUGUUGGAGAAACUUACCAGCCAAGAUCGAACUACCGAGGCUCUCAAUGGUCAUGUACGGACGACCAGUACUUCGACGAGUGCUUCAACGCAAGAUUCAUGGCUCGAUCCUUCAAAUCCUGGAAGCCGGCCCAGCUCUUCCGGUGGAGAUGGCUUUGUUCUCAGUAGGGAUGUGGAUUUCCUUGAACUUGCUGGAAAGACUGAUGGUUAUAUGCCCGGCGAUCUGGUGCUCUUGGUUGCUCGUACUCGUAACGAGGCACUGAUUCGCUCCGUUCAGGAUUUCUCUUCUGGUUCCAAGAUGAUCACUCUUGGGCUUGAAGAUUUUGAAAGCGCAUUGAAGGGGUUUACUCCGGCAUCUCUUCGUAAUGUCACCCUUACUUCAUCUACGACUACCUUCUCGGCGAUUGGUGGCUUGUUUGAGACCCGCAAAAUGUUAUUGGAAACUCUUCAGUAUCCUACAAAGUAUGCGCCCAUUUUUGCGCAAUGCCCUUUGCGGCUGCGAUCCGGUCUUCUUCUGUACGGAUUUCCCGGUUGUGGUAAGACAAUGUUGGCCAGUGCUGUGGCAGGUGAAUGUGGCCUGAAUUUCAUCAGUGUCAAGGGUCCUGAGAUCUUGAAUAAGUACAUCGGUGCCAGUGAAAAGAGCGUUCGUGACCUGUUUGAAAGAGCACAGGCUGCACGACCUUGCGUCCUCUUCUUCGAUGAAUUCGACAGUAUUGCUCCCAAGCGUGGCCAUGACUCCACUGGUGUCACUGACCGUGUGGUCAACCAGCUUCUUACCCAAAUGGACGGAGCGGAGGGUCUCUCUGGCGUGUAUGUCCUGGCUGCGACCUCUCGACCAGAUCUGAUCGAUCCGGCUCUUCUUCGCCCCGGUCGUCUGGACAAAUCUCUGCUCUGCGAUAUGCCAUCACAUGCAGACCGGGUCGACAUCAUUCAAGCCGUCAGUGAAAAGCUGAAGAUGAGUGACGAGGUUGCAGCUCGCUUUGAUGAAAUCGCGGCCCAGACCGAAGGAUUCUCCGGUGCCGAUAUCCAAGCCGUGGUGUACAAUGCGCACCUGGAAGCCGUGCAUGACGCACUGGGUGACCGCACCUCUGACCCCAAAGCUAAUUCGAAGCCCGUCUCAAAGUCUUCCACCAAUACCUCCAGCAGGUCAUUCAUCCAAUUCCUAUACUCCCCCUCCGAAGAGGCGUCCGGGAAAGUCUCCAUGCCCGCUCCAGCCGUGGUUGCAGCGAAGCUAGAUGCAAUCAAGAACUCGCGACGCCGUCAGCGCCAGCUCGAGAGUGGCGCUCCUUCCGGACCGGCGACUACAGCUCAGGCUAACGGAGAGUCCGCGGAUGAGCUCCGCGACGAAAUUAUUGUCCAGUGGGAGCAUGUUGAGCGUGCUCUCAAUACUACCCGUCCCUCGAUUAGCUCUACAGAGCGUCGCCGUUUACAGGGUAUUUACCGAGAGUUUGUGGUCGGGCGUAACGGCGAGAUGCCCAAUGGUGAAGCAGGCAAUGAGAUUGGAGGUCGCACAAGUCUGAUGUGA
This is a messenger RNA of Penicillium odoratum, 3654 nucleotides long. It is a transcript of the gene pex1, whose product is annotated as AAA family ATPase peroxin 1. NCBI's taxonomy places the organism in Eukaryota, Fungi, Ascomycota, Eurotiomycetes, Eurotiales, Aspergillaceae. Bases 1 to 3654 code for a protein of 1217 amino acids. The record is from RefSeq and is a predicted model, not a curated record. The transcript has 4 exons. Gene Ontology annotation, cellular component: peroxisomal membrane; cytosol; peroxisome. Gene Ontology annotation, biological process: protein import into peroxisome matrix. Gene Ontology annotation, molecular function: ATP binding; ATP hydrolysis activity.